Messenger RNA from Ectocarpus siliculosus, 639 nucleotides. Lineage: Eukaryota; Phaeophyceae; Ectocarpales; Ectocarpaceae. The record is from the annotation of a GenBank genome assembly.
UCCUGUCCGUGUGAGCAGCGUCGACAUGGUGAUCGAGGAAGCGAUAGCCAUGAGCGCCACUGCGUCCUCUGCCCACGACCAAGGCGGCUUCUUCCCAGACGAAACCGGUAGUUGUCGCGGCGACGAGGAUGUGUGGAUGGGCGGCGGGAGCACCGUAGGAUCAACGUCGGCGGCAGCAGCAGCAGCAACCCCGCGAUCAGCAGCUGGGGUUGGUCAAGCCGGGGGGUUGGGCUACACCGGGGACUACGGGAUCAGCAGCAGCGUUGGCAGCGAGGAGAGCGAAAUGCCACCGAGCAUGCCGGGCCUGAGACUCGAUAGGAGGACCAUCGAUCAGGAAGACGUGACGCUAACCGGCCUUCCGAGCUACGAAGAGGUGGUGGGGGUUGCGUGAAUGGAAGAGGGGUACCAGUACUAGCACCGCGGUAUGGCGUGGUGCGGGGCCCAAGCCAUACCAUGUCGUUUGGGACACGUCGGUGACUAUUGCAGAGUUAAACGUUGUGGGAGCUACGGCUUGUUUCGAUCCCAGCUUUUGCAAUACAAUAUGCUUCUGCUGCAUUAGCUGUUGUGUUUGUAUGUUGUCAUUCCAAGCUGCGUGUGAGCGGCAGUUUUGAUGUCGCACAUGAUUUUCUCGCCCUCACA